AUGACGAGUGGAGCUCGCUGGGUUGUUGGGUAUUACGUAAUCGAGUGCAACCCUUUCAUUUCCACUUCAGAAAUUUCCCAAGCUGAACCACACCGAUACUACCAACCAACCACCACGCAUCUCAACAAACAGUGCAAACAUAUUCUGGAAAAACCCGUCCAACUGGCCUUUAAAGGAUGUAUAUUCAAGCGUAACAUUCCAUCAACGAGGGGGAAACCGUAUAAACAACCUGAGGAAUUUAUAACUAGUCGACCCAGAACGAACAACAUGGAUACAAAUUUGUCUGAACAUGCCGAUCCAGUAACGAUGAAUGAGGAUAAAAAUAAUCAUCAAGUCGAUUCCAAUCAGCUUACCACUUAUAAUCCUCAAGUAGUCCUCAUCUCAGGCGCGAUCGGCUUACUCUUAUUAUUCAUCAGAAUCGGUCCGUUCUCAUUUAUCCUCGUCAUCAUCGUAUCCUUUACCCUCUCUGCAUUACCCGAUUUCAGAAGCAUAGUCGACAGCACUCUGGGUACCACCUUAUCUACCGAACGUCGUCUUGCAGAGACCUUUCCAGCCCUGGGCGCCCAAUCUCAAUCACGCCAUCUCCUGACCAAUCUGGAUUCAAGUUCAAAUUACCAUCAUCAGUUGAACCAGAACCUCGUCAAACUCGAUCAGCUACCAGAACAGCUGCAAUCAGCUUUUGGCUCCCUGUUCGACUUGAUCAUUCGUGACUACAUUGAAAGUUGGUAUCUCCUACCCAGCGUCUCGACCGGCGACAGGGCUUUUUUGAAUCAACUCCGGAAUGCUCUUAAUCAUAUCCUCCUCAAAGCUCAUGCCAAGUUGACGACCAAAUCCAGCAAAGAAACGAUGAUCUACCUGAUUGGUUGUUUGUCGAUGAACCUCGUCCGCGAAUUGAAUGAUCGCGCCGACUCCAAAUCCCAAACUUCUUCCCAGGAUCGAAUCGCUCAACGGCUGACUCAGACUCGUAGGAUCUCUGAAGAAAUUCUCUUGACCCUGGGUUCUUCCUCUAUCACUUCAUCUCCCCUAACGCUCAACCUGGUCUCUGAAGUCCUGACGGUUCAAUUGAUAUCAAUCACCAGCUCUUACAAUCAAGACUGGUUUAAUCAAACCUUGAUUGAUUCUCUAGGAACUGGUACACCUACUCAAGCCUCCCUAGCAUCAACAACUCCAGCAAAAGCUACGAAUGGCACAGUGGCAGCUGCGGUUGUCGAUCAAAUCAAAGAAAACACUAAACAGAAUGAUCCUCACCGCUCGAUAUUCCAAAGUCUUAGCCCUGCUCGAUCUCAUUCUGCCAAUGAAGCACCCUCGACCAUGGCUGUUACUCCAGAUGAUAUCCAAUCUGUUACUGGAAAUGAUGUAUUGAUCGCUUAUCUCAAAUCUCCUGCAAACUUCAAUCUUUCCAUCAGCACCAAGCCCAACAGCAGUAUUCGCCUGCAAGAUUUUUUUGAGCAUACUCCGAACUGGGCUCCCCUGAAAGUCAUCACCGAUUUUGAAAGAUCCUCUCUACUGUCUCCCUCAUCCAAUGACUCCGUGCAAGUGGAAUGUUUCGUCAAGCUUUUCAAUCAUUUCGACUCAUUUCACAAGACCUGUCAGAGCGCUAAUCUCAAGUCAGACGUAGUCAAGAUUGACGCGAUCUCCGUCCUAAGUGCAUUGGCCCCGCUUAUGGAUUACGCAGUAGAUCAGCAUAUUUCAAGCCAACCCGAUCAAAAUUCGAAAGUGCAUAUCUCCAGUACUUGGAAGUCGGCGAUCAUUGAAACCUUGAGACGUCUGGAGCUUGUGUCAUCUUCUGGCUCACCCGUCUUUGGUAACCUCCAGGAUUGGAUCCUCGAUCGCUUGCGCUCCAUCAAAUCCAACCAGUCAAAUCAAGCAUCUGUAACCUCUAAGCCCGCGACCAGUGCAGAUAUCGAUUAUCAGCCGUGGUCGACUUCUCCAACCGAAACAACUCGGGGGGAUAAGAUACACUACAUGACCCUGCCCAAUAUUCCAUCGACUGGCUCAGGCGGCUAUACUGUCGACAGCCCACCGAUGCAGUCCCAAGACCUGGCCAGCUCAAGAGAUGAGCAUACAUGGGACAAGGCUAAAAAUAGUACAACUGAGGCAAUCCUUGACAGACAUCGCGCCCCUUCGGUCAGCCGUGCUGUCACCUCACCCCCAGCUGGGUUCAGAGUUUCUCCACAGAGAAACAGCGGACACGAAGGUUUUGGAUCUCCCACUACUACGUUACACUCAGCAACGUUUAGUCAAUCGUCCCCUUUUUCGGCUCGCGUCCCAGAAGAAGGUGACAUGACCGAAGGUUACUCGCUCGACGAAGCAAGCGAAAAUGAAGGCUCGGAUCCCGACCAGUCCAGCCACUCAAUUAAUCCGUAUCACUCGACUGCUUCCGCUUCUACCACCCGGUUUGAUGACACAAAUACAUUAACUUCUCCUAUUUCGCGAUCUAACUCGAUGAACACACCGCCUGUUUCUCACAGUUCUCAUCCUGCCUCCUUCUCCGUUUCAGUCACGGAUAUGUCACCUCCUUCCGCCACUGAUCCCAAGACUGGGCUUAUCAAGCAGAAAAAAGACAUCUCUCUGUUGAUUGCUGUCGAGGCCCCUUCUGUCCCCGGAUUCAUUGUCACCCGUGGAUGGCCCGAGCUUGAACGAAUGGAUCUGGCUAUCAACAAAAAGAAACUGGUAGGAGUGGGUACGAAAGCUUUUCCCAGGGCGUUAUUACCGACCAACUUGAAUUUUAAAACUAUCGAUCAUGUCCGGCGAGAAUUGGAAGCCUAUCUUAAAUGCCUGCUAAGUGAUGAGAGAUAUUCGAAAUCAGAACCGGUUUUGAAGUUCUUUGCGAAAGAAAGAUCUGGGAUGAGUGGUCGCGGUGGGGCGAUCAAUAACAUAUUCAACACGACCUCUUCGACUUUAGACUCGUUCGGUAAGGGCGUCGCUAGUGUCGGAAAAGAAGUUGUCAGUAAGCCGGUGGAUUUUGCUACACUGGGGCUCAACAGACUCUCCAAGGGUGUCUUUUCUGGUUUACCGUUCGGAAAUUCACCGGUAACAAAUGAAGAAUCUACAUCUUCGGAAAUAGGAAACCAUAGAGCCUCAUUGCAGUUCCCUCAUUCGACAAACUCCAACUUGGGCAGCUCCGAUCCCACUGAUCAAUCAACCAAGGUGACUGAAGGUUUUGUGAACAACAAAAGUACAGUAGACGCUCAUCAAACUGGUGGAAACGGAGAAUUGGUCGAUGAUAGUCAGACGGGACCAAAGGAGGACAAAACUGAAGAACAGUCCGCUGUUCCCAAGCGAAAUAGGGAAUCAAUACCCAGCUCUCGACCGACAUCUGAUGGUAGCCUUCUAUCUGCCGCGCCCCAAACCCGGGAUGAGAACAAUGUGUCCUUCAAUGCUUCAUCGCAAGAUGUCGAGUCGACCACCAAUCCACAACAGUCCGCAAGUGUCGACGGGACAACAACAAAGAAUCAAGAACCAUUGGUUGGAAGCAACUUGCCUGAGACCAGUAAGCCUACAACGACACCGGGCAACAACAGCAAAUCAACAGCACCACUCAAUGGGACGGGCAACACAUUGCCCGGAUCAUCAGCCACAGCGACAACGACGCUGAGCGGCAAAGAGUUUGAUACGGUGAUCAUUGGGUUGAUUUCGAUUCUUGAGGCGGCCUACGGGCUUGAUCAGCGGCAAGGCGGUUCGGGAAACAAUACGCCAUGGUCGAUGAAGCGAGGGGUUUUGAGAGUCUUGGAGACCAUCUUGAGGACGACAAGCUUCAGUCAUUUUAUCCGACUCACACUUUCCCAGAUCAUCGACAAGUUUGAGAAGGUUGAGACCUACGUCGAUCUCAUCAACUCCGCCCUUCUCAGUCUGUCUUCUUCCACCAAGGAGGAAGCUGGUACGGCUCCUGAUGAGGAGCACCAGAGCUUCAAGAACAAGCGCAAGCUUCGGCCGCAAAAGUCGCGCGGCAGUCUUGUCUCUUCUGAAGACGAUAGUCUCGAUGACCUUAGUCUCGAUCUCUGCUCUUCCCCCUCCGCGUCCUCCUCUUCCGCCGCCACUCAGCCUCAGCAGCAGUAUCAGUACCAAUCCUUGGGCGAUGAUGAGGAAGACAAGAAAGCUAAGAAACUGCGGCAGAAUAAGUGCGAUCGGGCCGCUGAGAUCAAGGCUCAGCGUAAAGAGGCCGCUCGCAAAUUGUUUGUGGAGUCCUGGUCGAACCUCAAAAUCGGGCUAGGAUCGAAUGCCACCGAUUUAGCGGCAACUAAAGUGUUCGACUUGUUCCAAGAAUUCGAGGAUUUCAAUAGCCAAGCGGAUGAUGAAGAUGAGGAUUCAAGCAGCGGACAGAGCAAAGCCGAUCAUCAAAGUGCUCGCAAAGCGCUCCAGGGUCCUAGCGGAAUCGAGUUCAUCGUUCAUAGUCUUCUCUUGGACCUCAUUCGGAUCAUCUUGUUGUUGUAGUUUGUCCGCUCCUCUCCUUGUUAUGUUCACUAAAUCAUAUCUAAAAAUCGCCUCUUUUCUUUUCCUAUUAGUAUUCUCUUCUCGUUUUUCUCCCUUGUUUUUCUUUCUUUCUUCCUUUUUUUCCCCUUAUAACCUUUAAUUCUCUGGUUUGUUUACAUACUCAUUGUUUUUCUCAAACCAACCAAACAAAAAAAUACUUAUUUAAGUUCGCUUAGUUCUCAUUUCAUGUAUCGCUCAUUUCAUGCAGAAAUGAGAUCAUUGCUUUUUCUGCAUACAUACAUGUGCAGUAGCCCUGC
Molecule: messenger RNA, 4730 nt
Organism: Puccinia graminis f. sp. tritici CRL 75-36-700-3
Lineage: Eukaryota; Fungi; Basidiomycota; Pucciniomycetes; Pucciniales; Pucciniaceae
Exons: 4
Coding region: 1-4434 (1477 amino acids)
Cellular component (GO): intracellular membrane-bounded organelle
Molecular function (GO): phosphatidylinositol binding
Source: RefSeq, a predicted model, not a curated record